Messenger RNA from Cinara cedri, 527 nucleotides. NCBI's taxonomy places the organism in Eukaryota, Metazoa, Arthropoda, Insecta, Hemiptera, Aphididae. The record is from the annotation of a GenBank genome assembly.
AUGGAUAAGUGGAUAAUAAAAAAACCUAAACUUGAUGUAGAGAGUAGAGACCAACAUGAUACAAAUUAUAACAACGAUCCAAACUUUAAGAGAUCAGAAAUAAAUGAAAUUAGUUCAGGUAAGGUUAUUAUUUAUUUUAUUCUUCUUACAGAAUAAGAUAUUAGAUUUACUAAACACAAAAAUACACUCUCAANGUAAAUAAAGAAGUUCUAUUGUGGAAACAAAGAUGGAUAACCGCAGUAGAUAAGCUCCCUUGCACGUUUAUAGAUGCAAUACGUUGUUGUGAUGAGUUACUGUUCCCUAAAGUAUACCAAUAUUUAAAAAUUGGCGCUACGUUGCCCAUUACAGUUGCCAGUGUAGAACGGAGCUUUUCAACGUUGAAACGAUUGAAAUCAUAUUUGAGGAAUUCUACGGGGGAAAAUCGACUUAAUGGAUUGGAUCACCUAAGUAUCCACAGAGAAAUACCAAUCCAAAGUAGUGAGGUGGUCGAUAAUUUUUCAGAAAAAAAUAGAAAGUUAAUGUUUUAA